AUGGUAGCUACCAGGAAUGACAAGACGGCGGGAAGGCAUGCCAAUGCCUACCGACGAGCGACGCCCUAUCGGACCCUUGCUUUGUGUGCCACGUUUGGAGUUGUUUGCUUUUAUCUGGGUGUCUUGCUGGGUAGUGUAACUUUCGCAUCACACUCUUCUUGUUCGUCGGCGGAAGAGCUCAACACACGAGUAGAAGAGCGAGUGAACGAAAUAUCUUCCGCCUGGAAGUACAAACACAAGCUGGAGCAGGAAGAUACCGCCGCACGGAUACCUGCCAAUCUACACGAUAUAGUUCAAGGCAUGACCCGCGUGGAUCGCAACGAGUUUGCGGCUCUGUUUCCCAUGGGGGUACCGUUGGAUCCGUCGUCGCCACAGAACGAUCAAGUCGUCAUUCUGCACAACUCGCCGCGAUCGUUGCCCACGGAUCCGUUUGCGGCCGCCGAAGCCUCCUCACAAACCACCAUACCUUUACUCAGCGCUGCCGAUGCUACCGAAAAUUGUGAUAAUCUACACGUGGUGCUCACGGACCACAAUUUGAAGCGUCGUCAAUGCGUGGCCCUUAUGGGUCAAUACGAAGCGUUCCAUUUGCAAAAGUUUAUGCGGUUGCCACAGUCGGGCAAGCUCGACCCACACCUGCCACUGCGGCUCGUCAAUCGAGGAGCCCAUCAAUCGGGACGGAAGUCAACCAAAACGCCAACCAUGGAACAGACAAUGCAAGCGUGGUCGACCUUGACGCCGUACUUGCAGAAUAUAACCCAGACGUUGGACAAAUUGAGACCGAUCGCGGCGUCCGUGGCCGUCGAUAACACGAUUGUCGUCAUGGUCUGUAAUCACGGACAGUCGGAGUUGCUGCUAAACUUCGCCUGUGCCGCCCGAGCGCGGGGGCUCGACACGGCUUUAGAGGCCGUCUUGGUGUUCGCCACGGACGAGGAAACUCGGGAUUUGGCGAUCGGAUUGGGCUUGUCGGUUUUCUAUGAUCCAGUUGUGUUUGGCGAAAUGCCCAAGGAAGCUGCGAGGGCAUAUGCAGACGUCAAGUUUCGGGCCAUGAUGAUGGCCAAGGUAUACUGUGUACAGCUAGUCAGCAUGUUGGGGUAUGAUUUAUUGUUUCAAGACGUAGACAUAGUAUGGUUGCGCAAUCCGCUCGAAUACUUUCACAACGACACAUCCAGUGCGAACGACGAGGUCAGCCCAGACUAUUACGACGUUUAUUUUCAGGAUGAUGGGAACCACGCGAUAUACUACGCGCCGUAUUCAGCCAAUACGGGCUUUUACUUUGUCCGCCACAACGACAAGACUCGCUAUUUUUUCAAUUCGCUACUCCUCGCGGGCGAUUUGAUUUUGACGACUAAAUCCCACCAAAUCCCGCUCGUCGCUUUGCUGCAGGAGCAUGCCUCCAUGUACGGACUCAAGGUAAAAAUAUUCUCGCGCCUUGAAAACGACUUUCCUGGUGGUCACGCCUAUCACCGACGCAAGGACUUUAUGAAGGAUUAUUUUGCCGGACACGUUAACCCGUAUUUGUUCCAUAUGAGUUGGACCAAGAGCAAAAUCAACAAAGGCAAGUUCUUUGAGCAAAUGGGGGAAUGGUAUUUGAGGGACACUUGUGCGCAAAAAACGGCGCAACAUAUUCUUGACCUGCCGGAUGGUACCAGCGUGAACCAACAAUCUUUAGUAGAACCGUGCUGCAUGGCCACAUCGGUCGUCAAAUGUCAUUUUCGAGACAAGGCAAGCAAAAUCCCGUGCAACGACAGUCCAGCUAUCGACAGGAAUGGCCGAUCUUUUUGGUAA
Molecule: messenger RNA, 1785 nt
Organism: Phaeodactylum tricornutum CCAP 1055/1
Lineage: Eukaryota; Bacillariophyta; Bacillariophyceae; Surirellales; Neidiaceae
Exons: 1
Coding region: 1-1785 (594 amino acids)
Cellular component (GO): Golgi apparatus
Molecular function (GO): glycosyltransferase activity
Source: RefSeq, a predicted model, not a curated record